Messenger RNA from Cavia porcellus (domestic guinea pig), 2629 nucleotides. RefSeq names its product mucin 13, cell surface associated (gene Muc13). The record is from RefSeq and is a predicted model, not a curated record. The transcript is spliced from 11 exons. Gene Ontology annotation, biological process: heart development. Lineage: Eukaryota; Metazoa; Chordata; Mammalia; Rodentia; Caviidae. Bases 175 to 1266 code for a protein of 363 amino acids.
UCAUCCCCUCCCUCGUCCCCUACCUCAUCCCCUACCUCAUCUGAUGUCACAACAGGGACCACGCAUCUGCCUCCCCACCCACCUAAUGCAUCUACCCCCCUCCCAAAUACUACAUCUCCUGCUAUAAACGUCACAGAACUCACAACUGCUUCUCUAGAACUCAGUACCACUCAGAUGCCCUCUGCUACGCAAAGCCAUUCCCCAGGGAGCGCUACUACGGAGCUCUCCCAUUCCAUCACCACCUCGUCAUCAGUGUCCAGUAACACAAACAGUACAAUCCCAGGUCCUACCAAGCCUUGCGAAAGUAAGCCGUGUGGAGGAGAUGCUUCCUGCGUUAACCUGUAUAGUACUUACAUUUGCCUGUGCACGGAGGGGUAUUACUUCAACUCUGGGGCGUGUCUGAGAGGAAAGACAUUCCCUGGACUGAUUACGGUAAAAGGAAAUGAUGUAUCUGACUUGCAAAAUGGAGGCUCUUUAGCCUACGAAAACUUCUGGAAUGAUACUACCACAUUUUUCCAAAGUGCAUUUGCCAAAACAGAUUACAAACAGACUGUAAUUCACACAAUAAGCACAUCUUCUCUACAAGCAAGAUUUGUAUCAGUAAUGGCAAAAGUAGUAAACAUCUUUGAACAGAAUACAACUGAAAAUGAAACAAGUGUAUCUGCUAAAAUUAAUGAUACAAUCACAAAUUCAAAUAACAUUUUGGCAUAUUCAGGUGAAAAUCGGUGUGACUACUACGGGUGUAAAGAUGACCCUCAAGAUAACUGCCUCAGUGGUUCAAACUGUCAGUGUAAAGAUGGGCUGCAGAGACCCUUCCUCCAGUCCCCCUUCUGUCUUGAAACUUUCCAGUGUCCCAAAGACUGCAACCCAGAGAACAAAAAGCAGUGCUUGAAGGACAGCACCGGACGGGUGGUGUGUAAGUGCCUUCCAGGCUACAGGAAGACGGACGGUGACGACGCCUGCCAAGAGUGUCCAUUUGGUUACAGCGGAAUGAACUGUGAAGACAAAUUCCAGCUGAUCCUCACUAUUGUGGGCGCUGUUUUGGGCGUCUUGGUUCUCGGCUUGCUGAUUGCGUUGGUCAUCUCAGUGAGUUCCAGUAACAAAAAGAACAUCGAAGAGCAGAACCUGAUCGAGAAUGACUUCCAGAAUCUACACCUGCAGCACACAGCCUUCAGCAACCCGAAAACCAAAGGCAGCCUCUUCCCUGAGGUCAGGACCCAGCCGUCCCGCGCCCACCAGGGCUUCAACCCCUAUGGAGACCAGUAACGCGCCCCACUGGACUGCUGGAAUGAUGAAAAUUCAGAACCUCCACGGCCCCAGCCCAUUGUACAAGCCACUAUUUUGAGAAUUUAGAAGGACGUGGAGAAGCACGCAUGGUGCACACUGAACCAUCAGACACCUGCUGGCCUCUGAACAGAGACUCUGAAUAGUGCAAGAACAUUACACCCUACUAAAGAAGCAUCGAUGAAAUUAAGUGCUCACACGUGCCAUUAGCACUUGCAAGAUAGGUUAUUUUUUUCUGAUCGUACAAAGCGCCUGGACAAUGAUCAGUUUUGUCUGGGUUUGGCUGGUGUUUUUCCCUGGUACAACCUAGAGAAGGGUCCCCAGCACUAGUAUCCUGGUUCUUGGAAGAAUGUUAUUCUUUAGUUGACAGCUGGUGGAUGUGUGACCUAACUUUCCAAUCAGCUGUGGAGCUCCCAGGAAAGGAAGGACACACCAACCUUCACGUUUACUCUCCAACAGGACAGAACAGUGACACUGCUUCUGUCUCUCCCACACCUUUUAAUUGCUGGAAUCUUGUGACCUGACCUAACCCCCAAGAGGCAGGAAACUUGUCUCUGAGGUUUUUCAGGACUCAUUGGGAAUCUGGAACUUUUUGACAUUAAUUAGAAGGGCUAGAGCCCAGCAUAGUGAUGCAUAUCUAUAAUCCCACAUACCAGGAUGCAGAGGCAGGACGAUUGCAAAUUCAAGGCCAUCCUGAGCAAUUUAUUGAGAUCCUGUCUCAAAAUAAAAGUUUUAGUGAUGUAGAUUAGUGGUGGAACACUUGCCUAGCAUGCAUCAGGCCCUGGUGCAAAAAAAAAUACUGCCACAAAAAAAUAAAUAAAAGAAGGUGUAGACCAGAAGUGUCUAGAAUCUGGUACAAGAGGUUGGAAGGAAACACAGCACCAGAGGCAGGAGAGAGCCGAAAGCGUGGUGGAAAGAUGGAGGGAGCAGGCGCCCGCCCCGCUGAGUGCCCCUCCUCUGGGAGCAAAGGAGCACUUCCUGUAGCACGCACUGUUCCCACAGCCAGAGCCGAGGAAAGGAAGCCAAGCAGGAGCCAGUGUGAGCACACUCUGAAGUCACAGGCCUUCGGUUCCGUGGCGGUGGCCACAAGGAGCUUGUGUCCAGAGUCCUGGUGUCCUGCACUCCUGCUGCAAUUUGCAGACUGACGUCACUAGGGCCGCUGCUUGUCCUGUUGACAGAGGCUUAGCUGUGACCACCAGCACCCCAAGCUCAGGGCGCCCACAUCCGACAGGCAUCGUGAGUGUAGAUCGUGUGCUUGUGUGUGUCUGAUGUCUGACCCCCUUGAAGGUAAUUUUGUUUGUUAUUAUCACUUGUACUUACAAUAAAAUGUCUUUGAUCGGUGCAA